This is a messenger RNA of Oncorhynchus mykiss (rainbow trout), 2566 nucleotides long. It is a transcript of the gene colec11, whose product is annotated as collectin subfamily member 11. The record is from RefSeq and is a predicted model, not a curated record. NCBI's taxonomy places the organism in Eukaryota, Metazoa, Chordata, Actinopteri, Salmoniformes, Salmonidae.
AGAAGCGGUGUGUGUUAAUUGUAUGGGUACCCAUGGGGCUGGGUGGGAAUCAGAAAUGUCUGGUGCAAGAAAGGCAGGUUGAGGUUACUUAGAGUAGAGCAUAUUGUGCCGUACGCUGAGGCAGCGGAAGUUGAGGAAGAUGGGUCAAAGAGGAUUCGUGUGAGUAGUGUCGAUCUGUAUCAAUACAGAGGGAUAGGCCAACGAGUAAUAUAUGCUUUAGUAAGAUUGGCUUUUUUAGCAUUCAUAGCAAUGGUUAUAAACUGUACUGCAAGGAUGGAACGUAAAUCACAGAAAACAGAGGUUGUGGUGGCAGCUGCAGAGAAGUAUUUGGGUGUGCGAGAUUUGACGUCAGAAGAGUUACAGGGUUUGUUGAGUAGUUGUGUCCUGUCCUUUCAGGCCUGAGGUAGGACUAGAUAGGUUUAAAUAGUGGAGUAUGGUGGUGGGUUUUUAAUGAGUGUAGGGUUAGAUGGUAGGGUAUUUGUUGAUUUUAUUUCCCAGGCCUCUCUCGCUUCCAUCCUCUGUAUUCCUCUGUAUAGCCCUGGAACCAGUAGCCUAGGCCAAUGCGUGUCCCAGAAGUAGCAAUAUAGUAGGACUAUGGUCAACCCAAUAAAAUUAUUGAAUUAAGUUAACGUCUUCCUAUCAGUCUAAUUCGCAUAUAUAUUGUGAUUGGUUAUUGAAUCAGGAUAACCUCGAGCUCAUUAAUGAUAGAAUGUUCAUAUUUGAAGAUUGCUGAAAGACCAGUUUGGUAAUGACGAGUAGAACGUUAGCUAAAGCGACUGGUACUCAGGCUAGCAGAAAAGCACCUUAUAGAUGUUGUACUUAAAUGUUUUUGUGUAAACUGAGAACUGACAUUGCAACUCUUAGGUUGUUGUUUUGUACUAGCUACAUCAUAACCUAUUCACAGAACAUAUAUUUCAGUAUUCAUGUGAAAAUCAAGAAUGGACCUUAUAGUUUUUAAUCCCCUUUAAUUUAGUUUGUGUGUUAUCAGAAGUGGAUGUUGUCAAUGACCCCCAAUGCUUUCCCAUCCAAUUAUCUUUGAAGCCCCAGCUGCCUUUGGCUUUAUCUGUGAAACGACCUAUCACACACAUUCUAGGGUCCUGAGCAGGAAACAUGAAAUCCCUGGAAAAAACACCAGUGUGCAACCCCAUGUUAACUCAUGUUGAUCAUUUGGAAAAAAAUCCCAAGCUGAAGCUACUUGCUGCUUUGUGGGUCUGGAAAACUCCACAAAAGUGUAUAUCUCAUACAAUUUCUUCCAGUCCAUCAACCCAUCCAUGUUGCAGGAUGAGAGGAGAGAAGCUGAUGCCUUGUGUACUUAUCACUCUACUGGGGCUGACCCUGAUGGAGUCAGCUCAUGGACAGCACAUGUCAGACGAACCCUGCUCUGUCCAAAUUCUCGUCCCAGGACUCAAAGGAGAGGAAGGAGAAAAGGGAGUGAAAGGAGCACCUGGGAGACCAGGAAGAAUGGGUCCACCAGGGGAGAUAGGACAUCUGGGAGUUAAAGGGCAGAAGGGUAUAAUGGGACAUUAUGGGAAGAUUGGCCCCAGUGGAGUCAAAGGUGUAAAGGGAGAUAUGGGUGAUGCUGGAUCAAGGGGCCCGAAUGGUGAUCCAGGUGUUCCAUGUGAAUGCACACCCCUGAGGAAAAUUAUUGGUGAGAUGGACAUCCUAGUGACACAGUUAUCCAAUGAGCUGAAGUUCAUAAAAAAUGCACUGCCCUCCCCUGCAGCUGUCGCCGGCAUCAAAGAGACCGACAGCAAGGUCUAUCUGCUGGUCAAGGAGGAGAAACGCUACACCGAUGCAGAAGUCUAUUGUCAGGGGAGGGGUGGACACCUGGCCAUGCCCAAGGACGAGGGGGCCAAUGCGGCCAUCGCUGGGUACAUCACAGAGGCGGGCCUGAGCCGGGUGUACAUUGGUAUCAACGACAUAGACCGCGAGGGUCAUUUCACCUACGUGGAUAAUUCCCCAAUGAGCACCUUCAGUAAGUGGAGGGAAGGGGAACCCAACAAUGCCUACGAUGACGAGGACUGUGCUGAAAUGGUGGCGGUGGGGGACUGGACCGAUGUGGCCUGCCACCCCACCAUGUACUUUGUCUGUGAGUUUGACAAGGACAGUGUCUAAGGAGCAUUUGUUUGAAAGUGGUAGUGAAUUAUAGAGAAGCCUUUUAUCGAGUUCUACAGAUGUUGUUCAGUAUGUACAAUUAUUUUGACACAGCUGCAUUUAAAUAUCUAUGCUAAAUAUCAUUGUACAGUAUGAAAGAUUGAGUACUGACAUGCAACAACAGUUAUGUAAAGACAUGGUGUUUCUUCUCAGUUGUUAGUUUUCUUCCUUUUUGACUUGAAUGUUUGACUUGAAUGGAUGAUGUUUUUAUAAACCAUUGCAUUUAAUGGAUACAGCAAUUUCUACCCUGAUCUCUUAAUCUACUUGGAAUCUGCUUUUUGAAGAUGAAACUUUUUUUUGUCUUUCUCAUCAUGUUUAUGUGAGUUACAGUGCCUUGCGAAAGUAUUCGGCCCCCUUGAACUUUUCGACCUUUUGCCACAUUUCAGGCUUCAAACAUAAAGAUAUAAAACUG